Messenger RNA from Empidonax traillii (willow flycatcher), 1362 nucleotides. Its product is annotated as atherin-like. The transcript is spliced from 2 exons. NCBI's taxonomy places the organism in Eukaryota, Metazoa, Chordata, Aves, Passeriformes, Tyrannidae. The record is from RefSeq and is a predicted model, not a curated record. The coding region runs from base 28 to 369 and encodes 113 amino acids.
GCGCGGGGAGGGAGCGCUCACUGCAUCAUGGCCGCCCGGCUCCGGCUCCACUGCGGGUCCCGCUGCCCUCCGCCUCCGCCGGCCCGCGGCCUCCUCCGGGGCGGCCGGGGCGCGGGGGCCCGCGCCGCCCUCCCUGCGCCGCUAACGCCGCUUAGCGCCGCCUCAUCGCCGCCCCGCCAGCGGCGGAGCGGCCGAGGGGGAGCGGGGUGGCGCGGUGCGGGGCUGCCUUCCGCUCCCCGCCGGCCUCUCUCCCCGGUGCAGCGCGGGCCGGCGCGGCCGCCGCCUCUCCCCGCCGCGCCUCCGCCGCUGUGCCGGGGCGAGGAGGAGGAGGCGCCACUCCCGCGGCCCGCUGUGCACAACUGGAUUUAAAAGUAAUUGGCAUAGCAGUAGGACUUGGAGGAAUGUUAGAAACUGAAUGUACUAUGUGAAAGAUGUAGAAGGAGUUAGAAAGUGUGCCAAGGCUACAAGUGCCUGUGGUACAUGCAUGAAAAAUGAGAAGGAAAACCAGGAUGAAUUAUUAGAAAGGCAGAAGGAGUACUGAGAGGACAAGGUCAUGAAAGCCCAGUGGAUAAAAUGUCAAGGUGAAUAUGACCAACAAGCUCCAAGGCUGAAUUAACAACAACAACAAUAAAGGUGCUGAAUGAACUGGAAAAGAUGGGUACUAAAAACAAAGUUUCAGAUUAGUAAUUUCUUUAAUCCCCUUCUUAAAGGGAAGACAAUGAAGUGGUAAAGGCAGAAGGAAGUGGAUUAAAAGCAAGUUUUAAGUCCAGAGCAUAAAGUGGCCAGAUUUUUAAUGUAGAUUUAAUGAGAGUUUCUCUUUAACUGCUGGUAUAUGAGGUAUGUCAGAAAUACUAGGUUAGGCAUUACUCUAAGUUGCUUUAAGCUGAAAUUAACUCAUCUAAUUUCCUCAGACUUGCAGUAGCCUUAAACUGGGCUGAAUGAGAAGAGAGUCAAGGCUGUUAUUUUCAAAAACUUCAGAAAUGCAAACAAUGACAUUCUGCCAGACAGAAACUGAAGAGUUAAAGACCUUUUGCAUUUGUUGUGUACUCCUUCAGCAAACAUAAUGGACAUGAAAGUCACAGACUCAAAACUCAAUCAUCCAACUAUGAAAACUAAGAAAAUGACCAAGGUACAAGUAUGGUGCCUGGCUAAAAUCUAAUGAUAGUUAUUAAUUUACAGGCUAAUUUGGCUUCAAAAAUCUUUUGUUCUUUCCCUCUCUAUUCCACGUGUCUUGGGACACAAUUAAAGAUCUUAGUUUUUGCAUUUGCUAAUGUGCUAAGCUACUUCAGGUUGUCCUGACAUAAUACUGUUUGGCAGCAUUGUCAAAAGAAAUACCAAGUUCAAUAAAAUCCAUCUUUGGGU